AUGGCCAUUGCUCAUCACAAUGCAGAGGACAGCUGCCUAAAAAACCAGACUGAGCCAAUUCAGGCUGAACCUUUAUUUACCCCUCCCCAACCACAAAAAGAGUCACCACGGUUGGAGACCAUCGAAUAUCGCAAUCCAAACUCUCAACCCAUUGAUAGCCAAGAUGAUGUCGAGAACUCAUCGAGGUUGUCUGCAGACAUCUCCUAUCCUGAGGGUGGUAUGCAGGCCUGGAUAGUAGUGUUCGGGUCAUUCUGCGCCAUGGGUGCCGUUUUCGGUCUCAUUAACACCAGCGCGGUUUUCGAAUCUUAUUUCAAGGAAAACCAAUUGAGUGCAUACACACACUCAGAGAUUGGAUGGAUAUUUAGUCUAUAUCUUUUCCUUGUCUUCUUCGUUGGCAUUCUGGUCGGUCCGAUCUUCGAUCGCUUUGGACCUCGUUUGCUUGUUGGAGCUGGCUCGAUACUGAUCGUGGCCAGCUUAAUGCUGUUGAGCCUCUCUAAAGAGUACUAUCAGAUCGUAUUGACCUACUCCGUAAUGGGCGGGAUCGGCGGCGCUUUGCUGAACUGCCCUGCCUACGGUGCUAUCGCCCACUUCUUCAAUAAGCGACGGGGCUUAGCUACAGGCAUUGCAUCCACCGCUGGAGGCAUCGGCGGCAUCAUCUUCCCCCUGUUACUGCAAUUCCUGUUGGCAGACCAAGGGGUCGGUUUCGGCUGGAGCUGCCGCAUCAUGGGAUUUAUAAUGCUCAUUCUUUGUGGCCUUGCGAAUCUCUGCAUCCGCAGCCGACUCAGUUCGGCCAAUGCAAAGGAAGAGGAAGUUAAGUUAUCGUCAGUCCUUCCUGAUGUUACAAUUCUUCGGAACAAGGGCUUUGCCAUGGCUGCCCUAGGCAUCUUCUUUAUGGAGUGGGGGUUAUUCGUCCCUCUGACUUAUAUUGUGUCGUAUGCCAAAAGCCAUGGGAACGGGGACGCAGCCAGCUCGGUUCUACUUUCUUUAUUGAAUGCAGGGUCGGUCUUGGGGCGUUUCCUUCCGGGGCUGGUUGCAGAUAAACUCGGUCGUUUCAAUGUGAUAAUUGUAACGAUUGGUCUCUGCGUGACCACCAUCCUAGCCAUGUGGCUCCCUUCGGGCCAUUCUAAGCCGACACUGAUGGCUUUCUGCAUCUUGUUUGGAUUUGCUAGCGGAAGUAAUUUGGGAUUGACCCCGGUUUGUAUCGGUCAAUUCUGUGACUCGCGAGACUACGGCCGGUAUGUCACCACCGCGAAUAUGAUCGCUAGUUUUGGCACGCUCUCCAGUGUGCCUAUUGGUGGUGCCUUACUUGGCCUCGGUGAGCAGAGUAUUGGGUGGAUGGCCUUGAUCAUCUUCUCCGGAGUUUCAUAUGUGGUGGCGAUGAUCUGCUAUAUUUACGCCCGUGUUUCUGUCACGGGGCUGAAGCUGCAAGCGAAAUUUUAA
Clonostachys rhizophaga is the source of this 1440-nucleotide messenger RNA. The record is from the annotation of a GenBank genome assembly. NCBI's taxonomy places the organism in Eukaryota, Fungi, Ascomycota, Sordariomycetes, Hypocreales, Bionectriaceae.